Molecule: messenger RNA, 2232 nt
Organism: Aspergillus puulaauensis
Lineage: Eukaryota; Fungi; Ascomycota; Eurotiomycetes; Eurotiales; Aspergillaceae
Exons: 5
Coding region: 1-2232 (743 amino acids)
Biological process (GO): establishment or maintenance of actin cytoskeleton polarity
Cellular component (GO): cell tip; microtubule cytoskeleton
Molecular function (GO): protein binding
Source: RefSeq, a predicted model, not a curated record
AUGGCGAGACCCCGGAUUGUGCGAGCUGAUACGCUUGACCUCCAAGACCAUGAUGCUCCCUCGGCGAAAGAUCAUCCAAAACCAGCACCCACAAAUGAAACCGGCCUAGCUCCGCACCAGGAGCAGGAAGUUCGUCUCGCCGGUCAUGAUUCCAAAUCUGAAAUUAUGCAGGGCCCUGAUGGUCGUGGAUCGGCCGCGGAUGGAUACCAUGAUGGCAUUGAUAUAUAUGAUGAUACCGACGACAUUCAGAUCGGGCUUGGUGUUCAUCGGGGCGAUUCUGAUAACGGGGAUGGUGAAGACGGUGACCAUAGCGAUGCUGAUGAUGAUGACCUGUUGGAUGAUGAACUCAUGGACAAAAUCUCGAGCUCCCCUUCAAUUGAUGACGAUGAUAUCAAUUUCGAGUUCGUUUAUGCGUUGCAUAACUUUGUUGCGACUGUGGAUGGCCAGGCGAACGCCUCAAAGGGAGAUAACAUGGUACUUCUGGAUGACAGUAACAGUUAUUGGUGGCUUGUUCGGAUUGUGAAGGACGGUAGUAUAGGUUAUCUGCCUGCUGAGCACAUUGAAACGCCCACGGAGAGGCUGGCACGGUUAAACAAGCACCGAAAUGUGGAUCUUUCUGCGACAAUGCUUGGUGAUAAUUUGGAGAAAUCCAAAAACCCUCUGAAAAAGGCAAUGCGCCGCCGAAAUGCGAAAACCGUCACAUUCACUAGCCCUACGUACAUUGAAGCUUCCGAUGUUGAAUACUCGACUGAAGAAGAGGUUGACGAUGACGACGACGUUUCUUUCACUGACGAAUACGCACGGGAGGAAUACGAGCAACGUGAAGAGCAAAAUGAAGAUAUCGUUGUCGAACCCCUGCGGCCCAAAGCGCAACGCGAUAAGGGAGCCGAAGAGGCACAGAAUGUGCAGGAAUCGGAAGAGCGUGCUUCCGCUAGCCCAGAGAAGCGGCGGACAAGCCAGGAGAUCUUUGAACAAGAAGAACCACUCUCUCCUACUUCGUCUGAACUCACCGUCAGCAGGUCAAGAAAUGGCACUAUCAGAAACACCGACUCAUUCUUCAAGGACGAUGCUGCGGAGCCCAAGAAAAUAUCUCUCACUCCAAACCUACUGCGGGAUGAGUCUGGGGCGAUUGAGCCAAGAGAGCCUCGCAUUAGUUUGGAGACACUCGACAAAGUCAACUCCAACGAAAAGAAGGAAGAGAAGAAGCGGAAGGAAAAGAAGCCCGGGAUGCUCAGCGGCCUCUUCAAGAGAAAGGACAAGAAGUCUAAAUCAGGUGACGAUGAGGGUGAAGACAUGGAGAAACACUCGGGUGAACUGUCUCGAUCGUCCCCAACGCCAAAGACAUCCUUGGAGUCUGUGGGAUCGCCCGAGUCGCGCUCUGCGAAGCAGGUUGGACCACAACGGCAAUCCAGUAAGCUUCAAAAGCAAGGGCCGGGGGCCGUGGCAACUCGAGAUCCAGCAAAGGAAUCAGCCUUAGGGUCGCCGAUCCAAAAGGAACGAGCGUCGAGGGAGAACCAGAGACCGGAUCAGACGAUACGUCAAGUGGUCCUCGACGAAGUGGAAGAGAUAUCUGGGUCCUCACGUUCCAAACCCCGCGAGCCAGAGCGGAGCAGGUCGAACUCUGCCGGUAUAACCAGUCCUUCAAAGAACACAAUGUCACCAACUUCACCAACGUCGCCAACAUCACCCAUGUCACCAGUGUCGCUGGUUGAAGAACAUAUCGAUCGGCAGAUCCCACCCAGCCAGGUGGCUACUUCGCAUUCUGUAACAUCACCACCGCAGAAAUUUGCCCCAACCCAAAACCGUUAUUUGGAUUCACCUGCCAGCUCCUCCUCGCCUUUGGGAAGCCAGCGCUCACCUAGCAUGCCGGGGCUAACUCUCGACCUGCCGCCUUCCGGAGAUCUACUACCCUCGACUGAUUCGCCUCCCAUAUCCCCUGCUGACACCACCGACAGCAGGCGGGCUGAGGCAGCUCCGACGCCGUUCGAGGCACCGACUCCGACCUGGAGCGAUGCCAGCUUGCGCUCGUACUUGGAAGACGAGAACGAGCUUCGCGAUCUCUACGUGAUUGUCUAUGACAACACAAACAUCCCGCCUGCCGGCCCUGAGCACCCGAUUACUGGCAACUUGUUCAAGGACGAGAGCAAGAGACUGCGGGAAAUGAAUAGCCAGUUAGACUCUCUGUUAUCUGACUGGGUUGGUCAGAGAGUACGAAAGACAGCAAACCAAUGA